UCGCUCUCGGGGCGCCGCUUCUCGGGGGCCUGAGGCAUGCGGAGGCGCCAUGGCCAGCGACGGCGCCAGGAAGCAGUUCUGGAAGCGCGGCGACAGCAAAGUCCCGGGCAGCAUCCAGCACGUGUUCGGCGCCCAGCACCCGCCCUUUGACCCGCUGCUGCACAGCAACCCCCUGGGGCCCGCGUCCCGGACGCCUGGCACCCCAGGCAAGACGAAGCGCAGCAGCACCUUCCAGGAGUUCGAGAGUGACACAAUGACGCAUGGGGACGCGGGUGAUGAUGACGAUGAGCUGCUGGCCAUGGCGGCCCAGCGCCUGCACACGCCGUGGUCAUGGAGACUGUCAAAGCAAGUCCUGCACCACCACAGCCAGCAGCAGCGCCAGGGCCCCUCGCCUGCCGAGCCCGCCGGGGACCCGCGGACUUCAAGUACGGUCAGCGAGAGCCACACAGCCUGCCCUGCAGAGGAGCUGCGGAAGCUCAGCUGGUCCGGGAUCCCCCAGCCUGUGCGUCCCGUGACCUGGAAGCUGCUCUCGGGCUAUCUUCCCGCCAACACAGAAAGGCGCGCCGCCACUCUGCAGCGGAAGCGGGCUGAAUACUUCGCCUUCCUCGAGCGCUACUACGACUCCCGGAACGAAGAGGCCCACCGGGACACGUACCGGCAGAUCCACAUUGACAUCCCUCGGAUGAGCCCCGAGACGCUGAUUCUGCAGCCCAAAGUGACCGAGAUUUUCGAGCGGAUCCUGUUUAUCUGGGCCAUCCGUCACCCUGCCAGCGGCUACGUACAGGGGAUAAAUGACCUCGUCACGCCUUUCUUUGUCGUCUUCAUUUCUGAGCACAUAGAGGACGAGGACGUGGACACCGCUGACAUCUCCCACUUGCCUGAGGAAGCUCUGCGCGGCGUGGAAGCCGACACCUACUGGUGCCUGGGCCGGCUACUGGACGGCAUCCAAGACAACUACACCUUCGCGCAGCCCGGGAUCCAGACCAAGGUGCAGAUGCUGGAGGAGCUGGUGAGCCGCAUCGACGAGCCCCUGCACCACCACCUGGACCAGCAUGAGGUGCGGUACCUGCAGUUUGCCUUCCGAUGGAUGAACAACCUGCUCAUGCGGGAGCUGCCCCUGCGUUGUACCGUGCGGCUCUGGGACACCUACCAGUCAGAGCCCGAGGGCUUCUCCCACUUCCACCUGUACGUGUGUGCUGCCUUCCUGCUGCGCUGGCGAAGGGAGAUCCUUGGGGAGAGAGAUUUCCAGGAGCUGCUCCUGUUCCUGCAGAACCUGCCCACGGCGCAGUGGGGCGACGCGGACGUGAGCCUGCUACUGGCCGAUGCCUACCGCCUGCAGUUCGCCUUCGCUGACGCCCCCAACCACUACAAGCGCUGAGGCCGCCCACCAAAGAGCCUCGCACCAAAGAGCAACUGGGGGGCCUUGAGUCCUCCCCAGGGCCUUGCCAAACUCCUGGCCUGGCCGAGAGACAGCGCCGGGACCCGGGGUGCCAGAACCCCAACUCGGCCGCUCCCUGACUCCCAGGGGCCGCCCCGUUCCAGAGAAUAAAACCGAGAAACUGA
Messenger RNA from Suncus etruscus (white-toothed pygmy shrew), 1563 nucleotides. It is a transcript of the gene TBC1D22A, whose product is annotated as TBC1 domain family member 22A. Lineage: Eukaryota; Metazoa; Chordata; Mammalia; Eulipotyphla; Soricidae. Gene Ontology annotation, biological process: activation of GTPase activity. Gene Ontology annotation, molecular function: GTPase activator activity. The record is from RefSeq and is a predicted model, not a curated record.